AUGGCGGGAGUUGGAAGUAUUUAUACUCUUCAUUCGAAAGGCAGUAUGAUUGAAGGAAUCGGCGAUGAGGUCCUACUGGGGCUUGUAUCUACAUUAGUACUAAUAGCCAUUGUUAGUAUCAUAUUCAGAAAUCAUGUUGGAAUCAGAAACAUUCAUCCUUUACAAGAGGAACAAGUCCGUCUAGCUCGAGAUAGGUUGGGUGUUGGAAGAGAAGAUGACAGCGAAGAACACCAAUCAGAACACAUUUCCGAGCCGCCACGGCCGUUUUCUGUUGAAAGACAUUGCCCUGUAUGUUUAACGGACGCUAGGUACUUAACAAUGACAAAUUGUGGUCACGAAUUCUGCGCUCCAUGUAUUAUAUCAUAUUGGCGAUAUGGUCGCUGGCUUGGAGCUGUACAAUGUCCUGUAUGCAGGCAAAAGGUCACGAUACUUUUCAAGAACUUUUCUCCUGAAGAGAAUGAAUCAAGUGAAUCAGAACAGUGGAAGAGAGAAAUUCUUGAAUAUAACAGAAGGUUUUCAGGGUUGCCAAGAUCUCUGAUGGAUUACAUAAGAGACUUCCCGACUCUUCUUCGACAACUCCUAAGUGAAUUAUUUUCUGUUGGAGGUCUUGUUUGGGUGUUGAGAAUGAGAAUAAUCCUUUGUUUUCUCGCAGCUGCACUAUAUUUUGUUUCGCCAUUGGACAUUAUACCCGAGUCAGUAUUUGGGUUUCUGGGACUACUAGAUGACUUUCUGAUUGUUUUAUUAUURCUGGUUUAUGUGACUGAAGCUUAYAGACAAUAUGUUGCUAACAGAGCGACAGCAUAAAAUGUUUUUUCAUGUUUUAAUUMAGCAUCRCACAAUCUAGAUUAGAGUACACAGUGAAACAGCUACUUUUCAGCUGUGUCAACAGUCAAUGACACACACCAAGGAACCUUUGCGAUURUUGGUUCRUUUUACAAAYGAUCUCUUCAUUUAAAAUUGCUCUUUGACUGCUUCWAAAUCAAAGAUGGCAAAUUUUCRUAUGUGAGGAAUUGCGGUUCUUGGUGGUCCUUGAAUAUGGCAUUAUUUUGAAUGAAAUUAAUAGUAUUAUAAUCACAAUUAGCAGAAAAGAAUAAGUUAUCAAGGAACAUAACCAUACUGUACAAGAAAUAUAGUCUUUUUAUUGAA
Exaiptasia diaphana is the source of this 1146-nucleotide messenger RNA. Its product is annotated as E3 ubiquitin-protein ligase RNF170. Lineage: Eukaryota; Metazoa; Cnidaria; Anthozoa; Actiniaria; Aiptasiidae. The record is from RefSeq and is a predicted model, not a curated record. The transcript has 4 exons. Bases 1 to 804 code for a protein of 267 amino acids. Gene Ontology annotation, molecular function: metal ion binding; ubiquitin protein ligase activity.